AUGGUCACUCUAAAUAAAGAAAAAAUAAUUCCUUGCGAUUUUAGUAAAUAUAAUUUAAGCGACACCGGUUUUUUUACUCCUUUGCCAAUUGAUGUUGUUCGAUUAUGUCUUACUUCAUUUCCAUAUGACCCAAAAAAUGGAAAAGAGAUUAUUUAUUCAAUCGCAAAAACACUAGCCGGAUAUUAUGUGUUUUUGGACUCUGCUCGCGGAAAACCAAAUCCGGGCAACACGUACGAUGCAAUAGAUGUUGUGAAUAGUCUUGAGGCGUUACUAAAGCGAGAAUUCAAAACUGAUUACGAUUUCACGCUCAACGUAACGGACAUACUAGAUCAGUUAAAGGAUGCUCACACUCAAUUUCGUCCUUUUUGCUACAAAAAUUUUGUCUUUCUUCAAGGGAUAGAUCUCUAUUCUGUCGUCGAUUCUAAUGGACAACAGUCUAUAAAAGUUUUGGAUGACUUUUUUGACCAUACGAAUAAGGAUUGCAAUAUACUGCAAAUUAAUGGUGCACCCGCAUUACAGGCAAUUAAACAGUAUGCAGAUAAAAAUAUUGGGCUUGUACGUGAUCUCGGAGUCCGUUUCAAUCUGGCUCUCACUUCUCUUUCAUUCAAAGGGUCAAAGGAAUUCUCUAAUUACUUUAGCCGACGCCAAUAUUUACCACCAACCAAUGAAAUUUCUUAUACGUUGCUAUGCAAUGGAAAAAAAAAGAAUGUCAUACGCGCAUGGACAGCCUGCGGAUAUAAUAACGCUAUAAGUUCUGUCAAAAAUUCCAAAGCAUACUGGAACCAAAAUUGCUUGCCAAGUUCUGAUACACAACUACAAUACAGAGAUUUAAAGUCCGGGUUUACGACACAAGGACGAUUAACAACAGAAGAUAACAUUUGCGGAACGAUUAAUCCAUCCAUCAUAGAAUCAAUUGAUGAGACCA
Messenger RNA from Acaulospora colombiana, 925 nucleotides. The record is from the annotation of a GenBank genome assembly. Lineage: Eukaryota; Fungi; Glomeromycota; Glomeromycetes; Diversisporales; Acaulosporaceae.